AUGUCUGGUGUUGAAUCUGUUAAUAUCACGCAGGCCAAUUCAGUGGCCGCUGGUACUAACAAGCCCGUCAGAAGAAUCGUGGCCUCUGGUAUUGGAGGUAAACUGAUGGGUACCAAGUCUAUGACUCAGGUUACUGCUGGAGAAAUUACUAGGGAUUCUGUUGCUCAGUUGUUGGCAAAGGAUAAAGCCUUAAAGGAGAAAUACCAGAAGGAGAAGCACAUCUCUGAACAGUCUUGGACUAUGGACAACUGGUACAAGCACAUCAACUGGUUAAAUACAACGUUGGUUCUUGCUGUCCCCUUGGUUGGUAUGAUUAUGGCAUAUUGGGUCAAGCCUACCUGGCAGGUUGUUGGUCUUGCCUUUGUUAUGUAUGUUUUCAGUGGUUGCUCCAUUACUGCCGGAUACCAUAGACUUUGGUCCCACAGAUCUUACAAGGGUCGCCUCCCAAUUAGGAUCUUCUACGCCUUAUUUGGUGCUUCUGCUAUUGAAGGCUCCAUCAAAUGGUGGGGACAUUCUCAUAGAAUCCAUCACCGUUAUACAGAUACUAAUAGAGACCCAUAUGACGCCAGAAAGGGUUUUUGGUAUUCCCAUCUCGGCUGGAUGCUUUUGGUUCCCAAUCCAAGAUAUAAAGCCCGUGCUGAUAUUAGCGAUUUGGUCGAUGACUGGGUUGUUAGAUUUCAGCACAGACACUACUUGGCCAUCAUGCUAUUCAUGGCCUUUAUCUUCCCUGCCCUAGUCGCCAAAUUUCUUUUCAACGACUUCUGGGGAGGAUUUGUUUACGCUGGUGUACUCAAAAGUUUCCUCAUUCAACAGGCUACAUUUUGUGUCAACUCCCUAGCUCAUUGGAUAGGUACUCAACCAUUUGAUGAUACUCACACCCCUCGUGACCACGUCAUUACUGCGUUGGUUACCUUUGGUGAAGGUUAUCACAAUUUCCAUCAUGAGUUCCCAUCCGAUUACAGAAACGCAUUGAAAUGGUAUCAAUAUGACCCUACCAAAGUAAUCAUCUGGCUCACUUCCAAGAUAGGUCUGGCUUAUAACUUGAAGAGAUUCUCUCAGAAUGCUAUUGAUCAAUGUGCUCUGCAGCAGAAACAGAAGCAGUUGGACAAGGAAAGAUCGAAGUUGAAUUGGGGUCCUCAGUUAAGUGAGUUGCCUGUCUGGAAUAAGGAUGAGUUCUUUGAAAAUGCAAAGUGCCAAAAAGGUUUGGUUGUCAUUUCCGGUAUUGUUCACAACUGUGCCGAUUUCCUAAGCGAUCAUCCUGGUGGACCGGCUCUUCUCAGAACCUCAUUCGGUAAGGAUGCUACAGUAGCAUUCAACGGUGGUGUAUACGCCCAUUCCAAUGCUGCUCAUAACUUGUUGGCCACCAUGAGGAUUGCUGUUAUCAAGGAUAGCGGUGCCGGUAACAGUACAUACGAUCAGCAGCUAAAGGCAAUCUUCGAGAAGAACGCUAAGGCUGAGUAA
Molecule: messenger RNA, 1461 nt
Organism: Brettanomyces nanus
Lineage: Eukaryota; Fungi; Ascomycota; Pichiomycetes; Pichiales; Pichiaceae
Exons: 1
Coding region: 1-1461 (486 amino acids)
Biological process (GO): unsaturated fatty acid biosynthetic process
Cellular component (GO): endoplasmic reticulum membrane
Molecular function (GO): iron ion binding; stearoyl-CoA 9-desaturase activity; heme binding
Source: RefSeq, a predicted model, not a curated record